CGUGUUGCUGGGCAGAGAAGAAAGGACAACAGCGGGACGAAGUGGCAGCUUCGCGUCAGGAGCUUUUCGUCCCGCGGCUGAAGCGAAGGUGACUGUGGACCUUCCUCCACAUUACACUUUGGUUCAUUUUGCCCUGUGACAGGGAAAGGCAGCAGGAGGAUGGCAGCUGACUGUGAGGCCUGGCUCAACUCCAACCCUGUGGAGGCAGAUGACUUGAGUGACUCCUUCCUUUCUGGUGACGAGAAAGGGGGCACCGGCCAUGUCGACAACGAGAUCAAUGGCAACUGGAUCUCACCGCCCACGAUCCAUGAGGCCCGGGUCAAGGCUAAGGCCAAGCGCAGGAUCAGGAAGAAUUCUUCCAGGGACUCGGGCCGGGGAGACUCCCUGAGUGACAAUGGGGACAGCAUCCGCGGCGUGCAGGUCCCUCCAAGCAGCCCGAAGGGCAAACUGCUGGACAGGAAGUCCCGACUGGGCAAAGGGAGGGGCCUCCCCAAAAAGGGUGGCGCAGGAGGCAAAGGUGUGUGGGGCCACCCAGGUGAGGUCUACGACCUGGAAGAGAUUGAUGUCAGAGACCCCAAUUAUGAUGAAGAUCAGGAGAACUGUGUGUACGAAACAGUCGUCCUCCCUUUGGAUGAGCAGGACUUUGAGAAAACGGUUACCCCGAUUGUGCAGGAGUACUUUGAACACGGAGACACAAAUGAAGUGGCAGAGCUGCUCGGUGACCUCAACCUGGGCCCCAUGCGGAGCAGCGUACCCAAGCUGGCCGUCUCCCUAGCCCUGGAGGCCAAGGCGAGCCAGCGUGAGCUCACCUCCCACCUGCUGACAGAGCUCUGCGGCCGGGUUCUGACCCUCGCCGACGUGGAGGAGGCCUUUGACCAGCUGCUGAAGGAGCUGCCCGAUCUCGUGCUGGACACGCCCGGAGCACCCCAGCUUGUUGGCCAGUUUAUUGCCCGUGCCGUUGGGGACCAGAUCCUGUCCAAAAGCUACAUUGACAGCUACAAAGGAAAAGUGAACUGUGAACAUGCAAGGGCAGCUCUGGACAGGGCAGCAGUGCUGCUCAAAAUGAACAGCGGCGGCUCAUGCAGAGAGAACCUUUGGGGAACGGGAGGUGGCCAGCGUCCUGUCACGCAGCUCAUCAAAGAAGUGAGCCUUUUGCUGAAGGAGUACGUGCUUUCAGGUGAUGCAGCGGAGGCUGAGCGGUGUCUCCGAGAGCUCGAAGUGCCGCAUUUCCAUCACGAGCUUGUCUAUGAGGCGAUAGUCAUGGUCUUGGAGUCGAAAGGGGAGAAGAUCUCGGAAAUGAUUCUGCAGUUGUUCAAGUCACUGUGGGAAUCCUCUGUUAUUACCGUGGACCAAACAAGAAGGGGCUUUGAAAGAGUUUACAGCGACAUUGCUGAAAUUAACAUUGAUGUGCCCUGCGCUUACUCUGCACUCGAGCAGUUUGUUGAAAAGUGCUUCACCGGCGGGGUUAUUGAUAAAAAGCUGAGGGACAUGUGUCCUUGUCGCGGUCGCAAGAGGUUUGUCAGUGAAGGUGAUGGUGGGCGCCUCAAACUGGACACUUGCUGAGCAUGAACUGGAGGUAUCGUCUGUGCCAGAGUGGUCCAGGAUAAUUCGUACACUUCGUACCCGUGUUCAUGGUUUAAGCAUCAAGCUUUUCUUUCCCGCUGUAAUGAAUGUGAAAGGAAUAAAGGGUGGGGAGGGGAGUGCGGGUGAAGUAUAUGGCACUUUCUUAGGGCUAAAAAAAAACACCUGUGCGGUGUUGUGGGAAUAAGCUAAAUGUGCAAGUGCCACGCCGGUCGAUGACGUUCUCAUUCCAUGUUUCUGUAAGUUUGGAUUCACUGCCACUCUGUUUUCUAGGCAGCAGUGUUUGUACCAGAACCACAGGUUUCUCUCUCCAGCUUUAUAUCAAAGGGGGCAUUCUUUGUCACCAGUUCCUCCCAGUUGGCUGCUAUUCCUAUGCUGUGCUUGAAUAUAUAUAUAAUACAUAUAUAUUCUUUUCAAAGACUAAACUGAAGGUAACAGUUCUGUAAAAUGGGGUUUAGAAUGUUUUAUUUUUUUAUACUGGUUAGUGAAGUGUUUCCAGACUUGCUUGGAGUUCAUGUUUACAAUAAACUGGAAAAAAGCAGAAAUGUCCUUGCCAUGAUGUCAAUGGUUGAUAUGAUUAAAGGUUCCUUCUAAUA
Messenger RNA from Scleropages formosus (Asian bonytongue), 2177 nucleotides. It is a transcript of the gene pdcd4b, whose product is annotated as programmed cell death 4b. The transcript is spliced from 12 exons. Bases 160 to 1563 code for a protein of 467 amino acids. Gene Ontology annotation, biological process: negative regulation of DNA-templated transcription. The record is from RefSeq and is a predicted model, not a curated record. Lineage: Eukaryota; Metazoa; Chordata; Actinopteri; Osteoglossiformes; Osteoglossidae. Gene Ontology annotation, cellular component: cytosol; nucleus.